CACACUAAGUAGCGUAGUUAAAUGUAAACAGGAAGUGGAUACACGGGGUUCGUUCUUGGCCUGUGAGUCUUUUGAGAUUGAGACUACAUUUUUGUUCAUUUUAAUCGGAUAAUUACAUAUCUACAGAAUUAUUUUUAUAGUAGCUUGUAUAUUUGUUUUACGUAAAAUAUUUUAACAUGUCCGGAUCAUCGAGGCCAGGUGAAAUGUCCAAUUCGCAGUUGUUCCAGCAGUUAGCGCUUUUGGGCUGGCUCCGUUCAGACAGCGAAAAAGACAAGGAGAUCUUAACGGCCAUCACAGGCAUUCAGGUGGCACGAGAGCUCAUUAACCGUCUCACAGGACAAAGAGAAGUGGACGCUUUUAAGAAAGAAUGUAUCCAGAGCAUUGCAGACUUUGUGCAGAAGAAUCCACGUGCCUCACAAAAGGAAAUCAACACAGAAGUUGAGAAGCAUGUCUUGCUUUUUGCUGCUCGAGUACAGGCCCUUGAUUCUGCACCCCUACUAUGAGUCCCACACAGCUUACACACAGCUUCUUUGUUGUAGCUCACUAUCGCUGACUGACCACUGUGUCUGAAUAGAAACGCUUCUAAAAUUAUGAAAUUAUUACACCAAUCAAGGUAUGCCUACACACAUGGGUUCUAUCUGCGCUCUCUCUCUCUCAUGCUGUAUUGCAAACAACCCUAUUGCAAUGUUGUGCUACAGUACAAAGAAUACUGGAUAAAAAGCUUUAUGUCAUGGACCAGGAGAUGACCAGACAACUGUACAUUUUGGUAACAUUCCAAUAAUUCCACCAGCCAGUCUGUUUAGAUUGUUAUCGAACCUAAUUUAAUCUAAACCAUGUUUUUGAUAUAAUUUUCAUAACUUAGAUAGCCUUAUCUAAGGCAGAUGUAAUUGUUAUCUAUCUGUUUUAUGUUGUCUUCAUAUAUUGUCUAAUAUUAUACAUAUUGCCUUAUUUUAAUUAUUGUAAUGAAUUGAUAUUAAAAGGGAGACUCUUCUGA
Molecule: messenger RNA, 994 nt
Organism: Oncorhynchus gorbuscha (pink salmon)
Lineage: Eukaryota; Metazoa; Chordata; Actinopteri; Salmoniformes; Salmonidae
Exons: 3
Coding region: 177-503 (108 amino acids)
Source: RefSeq, a predicted model, not a curated record